GCGGAACAACAACUGCUGCUUUAUUUCUUCCCUGGAGAGGAAUACCGGUGGGUUUUUUCUACUUGAUAAUUUUAGAGUUCAAAUAAACACCAGUAAGUCAAGAUUGGAAAAUUUUGACAAGGAAGCUUUAACUUUUUGCCCCCCUCUGCAUACAGAAACACGUGCAUUCACACUCGCCUUGUUUAUGCAGGAGAGAUGAAGCCCUGUCUGGUUUUCUGUUACUACAAACACUUGGUCAUGGAGCCCUUUUUUUGCCAGGUGGUACCACCCCACCCACUCCAAUUCCCUUCUCUAAAUGGGAGGUUUUAUUCCCCCCACCCCCGGCUUCAAGUCCACACGGACACCUCACACUUCCCUUUUUAGAAAAAAUCUUACUUCUUUUCUACUUGUUUUUAUGUGGAAAAUCCCAGUAAAGGCUAACGAUGAAUGUUAUUCUGUCAUUCACAUGACCACUAGAAAUACCAAGUCAGUGAAGAAAUUAAUAUAAGUUUUACAUUAUGUUUAGCUGUUGUCCUGGAGAGAACAGUACAUGCUUCGGCUGAUAAUUUGACUUUGUUUUAAAAUUUUCAUUUCCUUUGGUGGAUAAGACUUUGGUGUAUAAGGUUUCUGGUUCAUAAGUACUUUGUUUUUUAAUGGUAUGAUCUAAUUUCUACAAGCUAAUUUUGGACUACAAGAAAAAGCCUGUUAAUUUCCAGCUCAGUUGGGGAGUUCGAAAGGAACAAUUCACCGAUUGCUAAAUGAAAAUGCAGAAAUGCAAGCAGGGAGAAUGUGCAAUGAUCUGUGAAACCCUGAGGAUCUUGCUCUGCUUCUGAGAGCUUGUAGAUAAUGGACCUGUGGGGAAGAGAUCAUGUUCUUGUGUAUUUUACUAUUGACUUCCCUUUUUGUACAAAGUUUUUAUACUGGUGAAAUUUCCAAGUUGCUUCGUACUUUGAAGAGUUUAAGAAUUCCUGACGACACUUUUCCUGAGAGAAGCCAUGCCCUACCACAGAGUCCUUCGCCUGGUCCUGCUAACGCUGUGUGGCAUCCUGCUCCCUGCUGUGCUGGCAGCAGAGUACCCACAGGGCCCGGUCCCCACGCUGUGGAACGAGCCACCCGAGCUGCCCUCCGGAGCCGGCCCCUUCGAUGCCGCCACCACCACAGCCCGGCUCUCAGACGCCACCGCCUUCCCCCCGUACACCUCCGAGCUGGAGCCCGAGGACACCACCCACCUGCACCGCCUCGACACCGGGGAUGGCUCACUGGGGCCCGGAGCUAUUGGUGCCAUUGUCAUCGCCUCCCUCCUGGGUACAUCUGUGCUUGUGGCCUUGGUUGUCAUCACGCUGAGAAAGUUCUCUGCCUCCUGAACUCAAUAAAAGAUGUUUCUGUAACAC
Molecule: messenger RNA, 1370 nt
Organism: Oxyura jamaicensis (ruddy duck)
Lineage: Eukaryota; Metazoa; Chordata; Aves; Anseriformes; Anatidae
Gene: SNORC
Product: secondary ossification center associated regulator of chondrocyte maturation
Exons: 4
Coding region: 975-1343 (122 amino acids)
Biological process (GO): cartilage development
Cellular component (GO): cell periphery
Source: RefSeq, a predicted model, not a curated record